Molecule: messenger RNA, 354 nt
Organism: Linum trigynum
Lineage: Eukaryota; Viridiplantae; Streptophyta; Magnoliopsida; Malpighiales; Linaceae
Source: the annotation of a GenBank genome assembly
AUGAUCUCGCCAUCAUCAUGCAGUCUCGGUGUAGUCGAUCUUCCCUACUUUUCCUCUGUUCACCGUCGAGAAGAAGAGACAAGGAGGAGCGUAGAGAUGGCGAGGGUGAGGCUAAGGGCGGUAAUGGAACGACAGAUCUGGGAGGGACGACGUGGACGAGCUAGGAGGGACGACACCGACGACGAGUUGGGAGGGACGAUAGCGAGCUCGAAUUUUUUCCUUGAUGGUUGCCACGACGUCGUUGGGGACCCUGCACGUCGCUCACGGCAACAAACGAGGAGUGGGUUUCGACGGCUUGUUUCUGCUGGCGGAGGGUUUUUGGGAUGGCAGUGGGUUGCGGCGGCAAUCCUCUGA